Messenger RNA from Penicillium cinerascens, 1131 nucleotides. RefSeq lists its product as uncharacterized. Lineage: Eukaryota; Fungi; Ascomycota; Eurotiomycetes; Eurotiales; Aspergillaceae. The record is from RefSeq and is a predicted model, not a curated record. The coding region runs from base 1 to 1131 and encodes 376 amino acids. The transcript is spliced from 2 exons.
AUGAGAUACGUCCUCUUCUCGCUGAGCGCAUUCGCCUUCUACGCCAUCUUCUACUUCUCUUAUAUUAACGGCCUUGAUGCACUGGGCCACAAGGCCAUCGACUCCGGAAAGCUCCCGGGCGUGAAUGCACCCUUGCGCACUCACUAUACCGGCGUGGAACCAAUUGACCGGAUUUUGAGCUUGUUGACGGUGUUCUUCUAUCCUGCGCUGGAUGGACAGAGUCCAACUCUUCUGCUCCACAGCAUUGGCUUUUCCGGUACUUUUGGAGCUGCCUGGACCCUGGUCGUCCUGGAGUCGUGGCGCAAGGGGAAUGCGGGAACGAUCGCUGCUUUCCCUGCGAUCUUUGGCCUCGCAGCUCAGCUGUUUACCUUUGCGUUCGCGGCACCCCUGAUCUGCGGCCUACAGCUGGGAUGCUCUAUCACGGCGCGUCGCCCUCACGCGGACAACAUCCGCGUUCCUCGCGUAGUUCUUGCCGUGUUGCCUGCGAUCUUCGUAAUCGGAUUCAUGCUUCCCACUCACGCAAUGGUGUUGCCGACCCCUGACUUGAUCUCCGUGGACAUGAAGCAGAUUGCCAUUGCAAUUUGGCAGCCGUGGCCCGCCUAUGUUUCGAUUCUGACCACUGUGGCCUACUACGUCCUGUCGCCUUUCUUCGCGGACAACCAACGUUCUUCGAUGUCCAGUCUGCGCUGGGUGUAUGCAUUCGCAUUCGUGAAUGCUUCCCUCAGCCACCUUGUUUCUUGGAUCGUGUCCCUCGCCACCGUUGUGGUUCCUGCUCUGUUCGAAGACCGAUUCCUUGACUCUCUUCACCCGUCCAAGGUGUUCUCUGUCCCGUUGCCUUGGUCUGGAUUGAAGGUGGACUCGGUGGCUGAUGGUGUGCAUGUCUUCUUGCGCUGGGAUUAUAUGAUCGGAUCCGCCGGUGUCUUCAUCUGGGCCCUUACUCUGUACACUGUUGCCCACAAGCAGAUCCUCAACACCGUCUCCUGGCCAAGCCUUCUUGUCAAGGUUGGUCUCUUAGCUGCAUUGACUGGUCCGACUGGAGCAGCCGUCGAGCUUAUGUGGGAGCGUGACGAGCUGGUCUUCCGUGAGACCGAGGGCCCAAAGCAGAUCAGCAAGACCAAGAAGUCUACGUGA